Numida meleagris (helmeted guineafowl) is the source of this 4135-nucleotide messenger RNA. RefSeq names its product AKNA domain containing 1 (gene AKNAD1). The transcript has 16 exons. The coding region runs from base 1 to 2832 and encodes 943 amino acids. The record is from RefSeq and is a predicted model, not a curated record. Lineage: Eukaryota; Metazoa; Chordata; Aves; Galliformes; Numididae.
AUGCGGGGAGCCCCGCAGGCGGCGGGCCGUGCGCGAGGCGGGGGAGCGGCGCGUGGCGCAGCACGGCCCGGCCGGGGCGCAGCGCUCCCGGACUGGGGAAAGGGGAGCUGCGAGGUUGCGUCUUUCCGCCUCCGCUGCCUGCAGCUCUACCCAAAAAACAAGCAGAGGAAUGAUGGCAUUCACACAGCCUACAGCAGGGGUAGGGAGGCAGUGAGGAAGCAGAGACCAGCAGAGGGGAUGGAAGCCCCAAGGAGCUGCUCCUUUUUAAACAGACUAAGCUACGUCAGAGACACAACUGAUGUGGAACAAGAUGACUUCCCAUACGGUGGAGAUGCAGGAAUAACCUGUGAAUACAUAAGCUCAGAGAAACUGAGUGACUGUGCUUGUAUCAAGAGCAUUUCUGAUAUUUUCAACUUAUCCUGUUCUGAAGCUUACAAAAAUGCAUCAGCAGAUUAUGAAAUUCAUGCACAACCUGAAGGUGUCUGUGCCUAUGAUACAGGUACCAUGGGAACUAUCGGCAUUUCAGCUGCAAUGCCGAGAAGUGAAGCGUCCUUUACCAAAGAAUUACCAGGUGCUGGUGGUAGUGAACCGGAUGGCAAGGACCCUCUGACUCGCUCAAAGAUGUCCCGUGUCCUUUUGCGCCAUUUUUCUAAGGGAGAGUUAACGAGCACAUGGCAGCUGAUUGAAUGUGAGACUAUACCAGAAACAUCCUUGACUGAAAGUACUGAUGAAGCCACAAACAAACUUGAGACUUGUAAACGUGUCCAAGGCCCGUUAACACGUGAACAACAGGCGGCCAAGGUGGAAGAGCACCACUUAGAAAGGCUCAAAGCAGUGAACACUGGAGGGAAAAAUCAGAAUUUGCUAAAUGAAAACGAACUUGUUUCUAAAACCUCUACUUCUACUACUGCUAAGAUUGGGUGCAGACAAGACAAUCCACAAUUGAUUAAUGAGUAUAAAGAUACACGUAUCUUCCAAAACACAGAAGAAGAGAGAUAUGCAUUUAAGAAAUCAGUACGAUCUCAUGAGCUCAUACAGGACCAAGGUGAAGUUCAGAGAUGUCAGAAGGACAAUCAUGAAGUUACUUCAGAAAUGAAAGUACCAAAAAUGAGUGAAAAUAAUAAAUCAGUCCCCACCAUUGAAGGAACAAACUCCUUCCCUACAUUGCUAAAUAAAUUGGCAACUAUCCACAGCAUUCCAGAAAAUCAGAACUGUUUUGAUUCCACUGAAGUAGCAAAUCAGAAGGAAACGAGCAUUCCAGGACUGUCCCAACAGCUAAAGAUACUUCAUCAGUCAGGUUUUCCAAAUGCAGGAUUUGUCAUUUACUCAGGAGACACUGGGACAUCCCCUGACGCCUUUACAGCAGGCACUUCUGUCCUUCUACCAUCUACACCUGGUUUGUCUGAACCAAGAUUGCCAUGCAGGACACUGGCAUCAGCAUUUCCAGCAGCUGGUACAGUAGAAGCACGCAGCCUAGAUCCUCCUAAUUUACUGCCCGAAAUAACACAAGGAGAGAAGAGGUCUCAAAUACUGAAGGAACAGACAGAUCAACUAAAAAUGAAAGUGGAAGACUUCUCUCAGCGUAUGGCCCAAGAGACAUUCCUCCUCCAAGACGAUUAUUUGGCAUUAAAUGAACUGAAAAGACACCUCGAUGCCUUGGAAAGGAAUUACUUAACUGCUAGAGAGGAGCACCGUGACUUACAGCUGCAGUACUACAAGGACAAGGCUGUCAGCAUCGGAGAAUUUGAUCCUGAAAGAAAAGUGGAAGGGGAAAUAUUUAGACUUGGCACGCUGCUUGCGGCCAUCCGAGAACAAGCUGAUGACAGCAAAUGCAGCCCGGCUCCUUUGCUUCCUUCCUGUGGAUCUGCCCAUUCAUCGUACUCUCUUUGGGAGAGCUCAAUAGUUUCAAGUAUUGCUGAUUCUCCUGAAGAAAACGCAUUUCUUCCCAAGAACAAUGAAGGAGAAAAUACAAGCCAGACAAGUUAUGUAAUCCCACAGAAAAAUGCCCACUUUUCUUCAGAACGUGGGAAGUGCAAUCCUUGUUUUCACACGUUACACAAGAGAGCUGAAUCAACUUACGAAAGAGAAACGGAUCCUCUGGGGAAAAGAUGGCUGCUAGCAAGCAAGUGUUCUUCAAAUGUAACGAGAUUCUUUUCACCUGAAGGAAAAUACGAGGCUGAAGGUCUUGGAUCCCAUACUCAGGGUACAUUAAGUCCAAAAUAUAAUGCCAGUGAAGAGAGUAUGAAAGGAAAUAACAUCCAGGAAACGAAAACUGGAAUACAUUCAAUCUUCACUGAAAGAAAACCAACUGAUUUAUCAGAUACAAAUCUGAGCAGUGAUUCAGAAGAUAUCUCGGCCUAUCAUUCUUAUGGUUCACAAAGUGAUGAAUUUAUGAAGUGUGAAAGUUACAAAAUAUUCCAUCCAAGACUACAUAGAGAGAGAAAAGGAUAUAAAAGCAGAUGCCCCAGAGAAAGCCAAAGUCAAUUUAAACUCAGGAAUUACAAAGAGUCUGUUCAGUCUUGCGCUUUAUGUAGAAAUAAAAACUCUGGCUCAACUUCUUGUUCGCAGAAGAGAACCCCCAGCCAAAAGGCUCAAACAAAUAAACAGUCUCCUGAAGUUGUAAACAGACUUUCUGAAAGCAAGAGGUCUGCCCGAAGCAAAUCCGCGAUCAACAUCAGAAACAGAAAUGCCAAGGAUUUCAACAUCAACCAGAUUUUAAAUUCUACUCUGGAUCAUGCAAUACAGACAGCAAACAGUUUGAAGAAAGCUACAGAAAGAAUGGUGCAAGCAGUUUCAGAAGACCUAGCUAAAGCUGCAAGAAAACAGCUUUAACUAUCUACUUUCAGAUGCUGUUUUUUUUUUUUUUUUGCUGGUUGAUAUUAAAAUAUCUCUACAAAUAUAAAAUGAUAAAUAUGAGAAAAUCAGCUAGCUUUAGUUCUCUGACUGUCAGUACUAACUGGUACAUACUAGUAUUCCACAUGUUAUACUCCGAGCCCCAACUAGAAAAUGAAUUGCUUAUUCCAUUGAAGUCUUAGAUAUUUUGCCUGGCCUCUGUUACUGCUUACAACUGCCUUCUCUGAGCAUUCGUUAAGCAUCCAUUUAAGUUAGCUUUAGAAAAACUGGCCUAUCGAGCAAGGUUAGCUUUUUUGAUUUCCCUCUGCCCCCAAAGAGCAGAAUAAAUUCCAUUCACUCUUACAUACAUUUUCUUUUCACACUUUAGAAGUAGCUGCUUGAGCACACCAGCAAAUAGAAGCAGGUUCUGCACCCGUAAAAGCAGGAUGCUAGUAGAUCAAGUCAUACACAGUUAAGGCAUAUAAUUAUUUUUAGUGUGCCCUACAUUGAGAGUGUUCUAAGAUACAUCCUUGCAUGUCUCAGUAACUGAGUAAUGCCAUUUGUCUACGUAUUCCUAACAAUUAAACUGUUGCUUCACUGCAAUCUCCUUACCUUGCCUGAUACAUCUGACUGAUAUUUCUAGCUGAUGAUGUAGGCUACAGAAUUUUUUCCAACUACAGAAAUAGAGCAGGCCAAGAAUCAUGAUCUAUUAUUUUUCUUCUGAAAUCCAUUUCAACGCAGCUAUUAAAAGCAAGCAGACAGUUAACAGCCACCUAUGUAUAAUCGGGGAUGCUAUUCACUGAAGCAAAUCCGAAAUAUUCGUUUGAGUUGAAAGGGACCUUUACAGAUCAUCUAGUCCGACUCCCUUGCGAGUAAAGCCACGUCUACAGAUCCAUCAGGCUGCUCAGUGCCCAGUUCAGUCUGACCUUGAAUAUCCCAAGGACAGGGCAACCUCCACCCCUCAGAGCAACCUGUUCCAAUGCUUCGCUACCCAUACUGUAAAGAACUUUUUUCUUACAUCCAAUCUAAAUCCCCCCCUCUUUUAGUUUGAAACCAUUUCCCCUUGUGCUAUCACAGCAGAUUCUGCGAAAUAAUCUGUCCCCUUCUUUCUUCUAGCCCCCUUUACCUACUGAAAGGCCGCUACCAGGCCUUUCUCUUCUCCGGGCUGAACAGCCUCAACUCUCUCAGCCAGAUUUCCUCUCUCUUGGACAAAGUCUAAAUGCUGAAUAGGGAGACUUAGUUCAGCAUGUCUAAUUGAUAUUUCUUCAACUCUACGCAAUAAAUGUCUUUACAAUGGGUUCUA